Orbicella faveolata is the source of this 40367-nucleotide messenger RNA. RefSeq lists its product as uncharacterized. NCBI's taxonomy places the organism in Eukaryota, Metazoa, Cnidaria, Anthozoa, Scleractinia, Merulinidae. The record is from RefSeq and is a predicted model, not a curated record. Gene Ontology annotation, molecular function: microtubule binding; calcium ion binding.
CUUACUUUCGAAAAGCUGAUUAACUUAAAUGAAAUGAUUAUGUUCUUUCUGGUACUGAUCUGUUCACGAGGAAACGCUUCAAAUGAAACUGUACCAAUUCACUCUUUGCUGUGUUGGACAAUUGCUUGUUUAAUUUUGUUUUCUUUGAAGUCUCUCUGAGUUCAGUAUUAUAAUUAAGCUGACCAAAUCUUCAGUAAUAGCGAGCCACUAUCUAAUGGCUGUCUAGCAUGUCGUUUUUGGUUGUAAUAUGUUUAAUACAUCAACUUCAUGGCAAGAAAAUAACUUGAUGUUUGUUAACUGUUUCGAGACUGUCAAUUGAAUUAUUUGUUAUUGUUCUUGGCUGCAAUAACACUGCCAUUUUCUAUAUCCUUUAAAAUUAAAAAGACGUCUGCCUCAUAACUCAAAACGAGCAAUUAUGUCACUGUCAUUGCCUUUUUCGAAUUUCCAGUGUCUUCCUCAAAACACGUUUUGUUUAUUACAAAAUACAAUUUGCGUGAGAUAAGGAGUUCGGCUGCGUCCUAACUCAGGACAAGGCAAAUAAACUCUCACGAGCUCAGCUAAGUAGCAAGAGAUAACGAAAGUUGAUUAAAAAAAUAUAUAAUGAUAUUACGUCUAGAAAAGCUGUCGACGAACCGUUCCGUUUGGCCUAGCAUUUGCAUUAAAUUAAGAAUUUAUCGGACUGUAUGAUAACUAUUGGAGGAGGUCAUUUAGCACAUUGUUUUGUCCCCACACCCCAAAGAUCGCUCGCUCUCAUAUUUCAGAAACUUAUAUUGGCCAAGAUAAGUCUAUUCAGAUUCUGCUGUUCGGUCACAGUACGCUCCAACAUUUCGCACAUCACGCAUUCAGCUGAUUCAGUGAAGGAGAGCAGAACACUUUUCUUUAUCUCUUGGGAGGGGAAAUUUAAAUUCCUGUUGCAUAAAACAUCAUCUGGAUUCGAACCCUCAAGAAAAUUCUGCGCGAAUGAUAUGGUAACUUCGUGUAUUAGCGGGCGUUUUGUACAGUAUUAGUUGCCCUUGCAGCCCUCUUUCCGUCUGGUGUUUUGAAUAAUAUCGCUCACUCUGUGACCAAAACAAGGCGAUGUUCAAGGAUAAUUUCUUUUCAAGACUGGCUGUGAAAUGACCUUGAAUAGCUGCAUUAUUCACUCGCGAGUAAUCAGACCUGCCUAGGUCAUUUAUUCGUGAGCUAGCACCACGGCAACAAAAUAAAAUGGCGGACCACGAGUCAGGGGAGGUUGAGGAAGAAGACGAGAAUGUUUAUGAGCUCAUGAUCGAGUUGAGGCGGAGUGAACCAGAUCACAGAGAUGCCGUUCAAAAGAAGACUUUUACAAAAUGGGUCAACAACCAUCUUCAGAAAGUUAAUGUGAGAAUUUUGGAUCUUUAUGAAGAACUUCGAGAUGGAAAUAAUCUUUUACUACUGUUAGAGCUUCUUUGUAAAACUAACUUGCCAAGAGAAAGAGGUCAGUUACGAUUUCACAGACUUCAGAAUGUCCAGACUGCAUUGGAGUUUCUUCAGUCCCAGCAGGUUAAACUUGUGAACAUUCGAAGCGAAGACAUUGUGGAUGGUAAUCCCAAACUUACUCUUGGGUUGAUAUGGACAAUCAUCUUGCACUACCAGAUAUCAGAGGUGGAAGUUGUUGGAAAACAGGACCAAAUGACAGCCAAAGAGGCACUUCUCCUGUGGGCACAGAAAGUAACUCAGGGGUACCCUUCAGUGGAAGUUGGAAACUUUACCUCAUCAUGGAAAGAUGGCCUAGCUUUCAAUGCAAUUAUCCACAGAUAUAGGCCAGAUCUUGUGGACUUUUCAAAGCUGAAUAAAGCAAGCCCUGAUCAAAAUCUGGAGUACUCAUUUCAUGUUGCAGAGAAAGAACUUGGUGUUCCUAGGCUGUUGGACGUUGAAGACUUGGUUCACACAGACCAUCCAGAUGAAAAGUCAGUUAUGACUUAUGUUUCCUCACUGUACGAAAUAUUUCCAAAAGAGCCCACUGUUCAGGAAGCACUGCAUGAUAAUGAAAAGCUCUUUAAGUUUGAAGAGUACUGUAACCUGGCAAAGGUGCUUGUGGUGGAAAUUAACAGAGUCAUACAAAGACUGGAAAAACAGAGGUUCCCAAAGACUGUCCAAGGAAUAAAGGAGCUGAUAGUUGAUUACAACCGUUAUCGCAUUAGUGAAUUUCCUGACAUGGAAGCCUCUAGGCAUUCUUUGAAAAUGGUCUUCCGUGAACUCCAGGCUCUUUAUGGCCCCAUGGCAACCUGGCUAGAGUUUCCUUAUGAAUGUAGUCCCAGGGAAUUGGAAGUGUCAUGGUCAAAGCUUGUUGAGACACAGGAUAACUACAACAAGUCACUGAGAAUUGAGCUAACCAGGCUUGAACAGAUGUAUCAAGUGGCAGAAAAAAUUCAAAAAGAGGCAACACUUGUUGACGCUUCAUUGGAUGACAUCGAGGAUAGGAUCAAAUCAGAAGAGGAAGUUGGUGAUACCAUUGACAACGAUACGCGAAGGAAACACUUCUACCAGAUUGAAAAGUCCCUCGUGAUGUUCGAGUCCAGUAUCAAGCACAUGAUCUCUGGUGUAGACAUCUUAAUUGCUGGUCGCUACUCCCGAGCAGAUGAACUCCGAAUCAAAGUUCAGUCCAUUGAGAGGCGCUGGUCUGAGAUGAAAGAUCGUCUGGAAACACGGUCCACUAAAGUUCUCACUUACCAGACUUUCAGCACAUCAGACGGCAAGAAAAUGAAACUGGAGUUACCUGUGGAGAAAACUGUUGUGUCCACAGAGGAAACAACACCUACUUCAGAUUAUCCCGACGAGGAGGGGGUGAAGACAAGAAGGAAAGUCAUUACAAUUACUAAGAGAACCUACCGCUCAUCAGGGGGUACCCCCACGGAAACUAGAACAACUGUUGCUCGCAUCAUGUCUGCAGAGGGAUUAGAUGACGACUCGAACGACAGUGGAGCCUCGCCCCAGGGCCGCACUCGGGUGAAGAUGAAGUUCGACAUGGAGGUGGGAACUGGGGAUAAGUCACACCGGUUAGAUGCAAUGCUGGCCUGGAUAAGAGAAACAAAGGACGCCAUAGAAAAAGAAGACUUUGGUUUGGAUUUACCAUCUGCACAGAAAUACCAACAAAACCACCAUGUACAACACGAUGCCGUGCUGGCCUUCCAAGACGAACUGGACAAAAUAAAGAAGCUGGAGGCUGAGGACAGAAGUCUUCAUGAAAAGAUCAUAGAGAUCCACGAGGAAUAUGCAGCCCUUGUGAAAAGUUCUGUGGAUCGUAUUAACCAUUUGAAGAGUUUGGUCGCUUUCAUGAGUGAAGCCACUAAAGAGUUGAUCUGGAUGAACCAACGAGAGGAGCCAGAGGUGUCACGUGACUGGUCUUGUACUGACCUCGACAUCGAAGAACUGCAAGCGCACGGAGAGAAUCUUGAGUUUGAUAUUCGAGAAAGAGAACCACAUUAUAACAUGCUACUGGCCAAAGGAGACAAUUUGAUUCAAACUGGACACCCCGCACCCGGUCCAAUUGAGGCGUACCUGAAUGCCAUGCGAAGUCAGUGGUGGUGGUUAAACCAACUCAUUAUCGCCUUUCAGCAGCACGUAAGGAAUGCAGAAAUGUACCAACAGUAUUUCCAGGAUGCACAUACAACAGAGCAGAAGAUGAUUCAGUUAGUUGAAAGACUGAACACGGAAUAUGAUGUACAGAACAUCUCUGCACGUGAUGCCGCUGAACAGGCUUUGAACAGCCUGACGGAAAUGAAACAAGAACUAGUUGACUUCAAAGAUGUCAUAAGUUCUUUACAACUCCUGAGUAAAAAGGUGGUACCGUUGCCGCAGAGGAAAUCCAAACUAAAGAGCAAACUUCUUGUUGACCCAGUGUGCAGUUACAAGAACAUGCAGAAUAUUGUCAACAAAGGUGAAGAGUGUAUUCUGCUGGAUAACUCUGAACAUCACUCUUGGAAAAUCACAAAUGCCAGUGGUAGACAGUGUGAAGUGCCGUCAGUAUGUUUUGUUAUUCCUGCUCCUGACGUAGAGGCUACUGAAUUUUCAACAAGGUUGGAAAUUCAGUAUAAACAUUUAUUAACACUGUGGAGAACAAGACACUGGAACCUGAAGCAAGCUCUCAGCAAGGAACAGGUCUUUACAAAUGUGAAAGUGAUCAAAUCCACCUCUCCUGAGAAGGGUAAGCUGUCACUUUUGGCAGGCUCAAAAGAUGUUGACCAGCUUUUGAAAGAUAUCCAAAUGCCUGAUGAUCAAGAAAUAGUUGGUAUCACAGAAAGACUAGUUGAACAAGACCCAGUGACGGCAGCUACAGUCUCACUAAGUGAACAACCUGUAGAAACCAUAACAAAUGGAAUGCAAAGUGUGCAAACCCUUGAUAAGCAAAGUGCUCAGAGCACUCUAAAUGAUCUACUGGCCUGGCUUAACAGAGCAGAAGCCUUCUUGAAAACCAAGUCACGAGAGACUCUAAACCAAGGAAGCCUGUCCAGUACUCUACAGCAAGUUGAGAAUUUAAAAGAGCAACAGACUCAAAGAACUCCACAGUAUGACUUUCUGAUGCAAGCUCUAAUCACCAAAAUGGACCCGCAACUGCAAAGCAAGUUAGGUCUACUGUCUGAGAAGUGGAUCAGAGUGAAGGAAGAAACGUACACGUGGCAUAGAAUGCUUGUGUUCUUGCUGAACAUUGCUGAACUUGUGUCAGAUCUUGAAGAUAGCCUGCGACGCGUUGAAAUCAUUCUCAUACAACAGCCUGGUCUCACUGCCAACCUGAAAGACAUUCAACAUCAGAUCAAAGUUUUACAGGGAGCACUUCAAACUGAAAUAGAGCCAAGAAAGAGCAAGAUUGAAGACAUUCAGAGGUCGCUUCCUGACUUAAAGGACUUCGACAAGACCAGAGUACAGGCCAUUCUGGAGAGAUGGGAAGCUGCCCAGCAUCAGAUUGAUAACCGUCUUGUGGGACUCGUCAAAGCUGAACACAAACUAGAGCAGUUUCAAGCUGGAUUACAAAAUGAAUUGGACUGGUUAGAAAGAGUUGAGGAGAAAGUCCAAGACCGAGACUCGAGCAGAGAAAGUAGUAAUGCUGAAAGUGUUAUGGAAGAACUUACAGCUCUGUACACAGAUAUUCGAAGCCAGCAAGUCCCAAUCAAAACUCUUUGCACCAUGGGACAUGAAUACACGGACGAAUCACAGGUGUGGGAAAGGAACCUGGAGGAGUACCGUCACAGCUUGCAUCACUUGCCCGAGUCCCGAGACCCUGCCAACCCCCUCCUGGAAAGUGCCCAGAAGGGCCGCGAGGAAAUCAUAGCAUCUCUGAUGAGUAUGAACGCCAGAUACGAGAAACUUUUGAAUGAGGUUCAGAUCGUCAUGGAAAUGCUUGUGGACACUUUGAAGAGACAGGGAAAAGAACACAAAGAGGUUGAAGAAGCGUGUUUACAGUGGUGUUCCUCUAUCCAGCACUUACUUGACUGGUUGUCAGACACUGAGAAAACCCUGGUAGCACAAACAGCAUCUCCCGCAGAUGUCAAGCAGCUUGAAGAACAGAUUGAGGAACAGAAGAGAUUCACUAAGGCUGUCUAUGAGCGGAAGAAACCAGUUGAAGUUAUGCUCUUACAGAGCAAGCAGUUCUUGAAAGGCAGCGGUCAGCUUUUGUCGCCCACGAAAAAAGCCGAACUCGACUCGAAGAUGAGCAUCUUGGAAGCGAGAUGGGGACGACUACAAGCCGAGCUUGACAAUCGCUACAUGAGACUCGUUAGGAUUCACGAGAAGUUGACGAAGUUUGAGGAACUGCUGCAUCCAUUCCUGGCUUGGCUUAAGAAAGCAGAAGAUCAAGGAACCGCCAUUCUACUUGACGCCAAAGAUCUGCAGAGAGCGCAGGACAAACUGCUCAUUCACAAGCACUUUGUUGACGACGUAAAAGACCACGAACGAGACUUGAAGGAAGUGAACCAGAGUGGAGAAGACUUUCUACACGAAGCCAAGGUCUUCCACGCAGAACUCGAACGAUCUGUAGCCACGUUAGAAUCCGCAGAUGUCAAGUCGCCGACUCAAGUUAUAUCAGACCCGAAUGAAAAGUCCUGGGUACUAGAGAACAAGCUUGCAGAUAUCAAUGAACGUUACAACAGGCUUCUGUUGCUACUCAGUGAACAAGGAACUAUCUUGGACCGCUCGUGGCGUCAGUUACGUGAAUACGACAGUCAAGCUUCACAGGUGCUACCUUGGUUGAACAGUGUAGAGGACACACUAGCAAGAUACAUGGCACAGCCUCUGAAACCUGAUCCAACCGCUAUUAAACAGCAAAUCAGCGAUCUUCAGACGCUGCAAACAGACGUGAAUUCACAUCAGGCGGAGAUCGUAGCUGUCAGCGUGCUCGGUCACAGCGUGGAAGGGUUAAUUCGCGUCCCCGAGUUUGAGCGAAAAAAGUCGAUUAAUCAGCGAUACGAUGAGCUGUGUGCGAACAUCUCUGUGUACCAGGCCAAGCUGCAGUCCGCACUCACUAACUCACAGAACUUCAAGGAUGGAUUAGAAGUCGCUAUCAAGGCGCUGACUGAACUCAAGAAACAACUGGAUAAACUGCCACCCGUGUCACGCAAUCUCAUUGAACUUAGAAACCAGGCGCAACAAUUCAAGAUUCUUCAAGUGGAAGUGAAUCGCCAUGGCACGUCAGUGGAAGCUCUAAACGAGAUGUUCCACUCACAGAAGAAGAAACACAAAGAAUCCAAACUGAAACAACUCAACAAACUAUGGGCUGAAGUGAUGGAAAGAUCCGACAAGCGAAAGGAAGAAUUGAAGAGUGUGUUCAUUAUGAUCGCAAAAGAUUUCGAACGCUGGGAACUGGGAAUGAUCAAGAGACUUGAUUCCGGUGAACUGGUGACUAGUGAUAUACUCGUGUUCGAAGAGAAGUUACAGCAUUUCCAAGAUGAAGUGGAGAAGAUGCGACCAGCUUUCCAAUCUGUGAAUCAAGGAGGUCACGAGCUGAUCAAUCUGGAGAAGAACAAACAGCAGUCCAUCAUUCUGGAAACGUUAGAUCGCGUCAACAAGAACUGGCAGGCUUUGGCCAUUAAACUGCUAAACACCACGGCUAAGUUUGAUGAAUUACAGGAGCAAUCAGAGAAGUUUUACUCAGUCUACAAAAACGUCACUGUCUGGUUGGACAACAUUGAAGUGAGGCUUGUCUCCAUACCCCCUGUGGGUCUCGACCCUGAUGUGCUCAGCUCACAGAUGAAAGAACAGAAGGCGUUACAGAACGAAGCCGUGCAGUACAAGGCUCAAAUCGAUCUCCUUGUGGGACUGGGAAAGGUCAUCAUCAGUAUCACAGCCCAGCAGCCCAGUGACACGCCCCAGUGCCCUCUCGAGGAGGACUUAACAUCAGUACGUACGCGGUACGAUGAAGUGUGGAAGCGUUUGGAAACGCGCAAUGUAACGUUAGAGACGACAGUGUUACAGAUGGAGAAAUACAGGAGACUGGUGAGGAAUAUAACUAUUUUCCUGGGACGGACGGAGAAAAGACUGGGAAAGCUGGAACCUGUGGGGGGAGAUACGGAUACAAUCAGGCGACAAAUAUCUGAACACAAGACUCUUCAGAAAGAAAUUGCCCAGAACAAGGGGGAUGUUGCGCUGCUGUUGAAGGCGGGAAAUGAUUUGUUAGAAGGUCGCGAAGGAGCUGCUGGAAGCGACGAAAUCCAGGAGGAGAUUGCUAGCGUUCGAGGUCGGAUGGAGUUCAUCGUGGUGGCGUCAAACGAGCGACAAAAGGAACUGGAGAGCACAUGGAGUACAGUCAAGAAUCUGGACGAGUCGGUCCAGUCUCUCACGGUCCAGAUCAAACGACGGACUGGAGAAAUCGAAUCUCUCUUACAAGAGGAAGAUCCCAAGAAUCUGAGCAGGCGGGUCAAGGCUUUAGAUCUCGAGGUGACCAGACUUAAUUACCAGCUUGCGAACACGAAUGAGACUGGACAGGAGGUGGUUCGCCAUCUACAGGAUACAGAUCAAGACCCAAGUGUUGUUAUAGACAAGGUGGACGGAGUCAACAACCAGUGGGACCAACUACAAACCAGAUUUCUGGAGCUUAGAAAUCGUGUUGGAGACAAGGAAGAUGAGCCUCAGGGAGACGGCGAUUCUACCGUACCAUUUAAGGUCACAACAGUAAAAAAGAGUCAGAUUGAAGGAUUCGAGGUUCCCAAAUCAGUUAAAUCGGAGCCACAAGUCGUAGAAACUCACGAAAGGUCAAGAUUCAAAGGAGAGCUAUCUGCUAGACCGUUUGAAUUAGGAACGUCUGCUUUAAGAACCGCUGAUGGUGAUAAAACUAUUGAGGACAAGUCUCCUUUUGGAGUUACCACAGUGAAAAAGGGCACUAUAGAAAGCUUUAAAAUUCCAGUCCCCCACAAACUCGAACAAGAGACUAAACAAGGCGAGAAAGGUGCUGUAGUAAGUAAAUCAGUGUUCGAGUGGGGAAGACCGCUUCUUGGAGGAUCAUCUGAUGAAGAAGAUUACAGCGAAGAAGAUGAAGAUGAGACUGGGGAGGACAGUGGUAGACAACCUCUCGUGCAGGAAUCAGCGGCACCUGUUUACUUGGAGAAAGAACCAAGUGAGGUGAGUAUUCCUUUGCAGCGUUCAGUAAGAAAGAUAGUGAAGCCCGAAGAAGUUAUCGAGGAAUACGUUGAUGAAGAAGGUCGCCAGGUGAAGAGGAUUUCUAAAGUAACGACCACCAAGACAAUAACCAGGUCAGAGCGUCGUUUACCCGCCCAGAAGAUGGAUGUUGAUGUCCCUUCAGAGCCAGGAGAAGACUUAGAGGAGUACACAGACGAAAAUGGUCAGCGAGUAAGAAGAGUUGUACGGACUUCUUUUACCACUACUCCCAAGACGGUGUUGCGAGAUGGGGCGGUGAAAGUUGUCCUGAAACCAGGAGAUCAUGGUCAACGCGAGCUUAGAGAAGGACCCGAGCAAACUGAAAGAAUUCACACGUUUACCUCAGACGACGGUCGUCGCACACAAAAGCUCACCAAAACCACAUUGACGACUCGGUUGAAAAGAACUGUACAACCUGUGACUGUCCAGUUGCCGUCACCAGCAUCAUAUCCUAUACAUGAGGAUAAUCAGCCACCCAUGGAUCAAGACGAAAAUUUUAAUCUUGCAAGAGUAGAAAGAAAUGUUUCUUACCCAGAGUGGCUCGAAACCGUCAAAGAAAAACCUUCAACACCAAAGGAGAUUUCUCUCUCAUCGAUACAGGUAGAACCACUUCAACCCGUUUUACCGACAGUGCAUAUCCCUGAGAGACCGGACAUCGUCGAAGAACUGUCGGCAACCGUUGUUGAAAGGCACCGGCCUGUAAUAUCCCUCCUGGAUCUUGAAGAGGACAAAGAAAGCCCAGAAAUUCGCGAUCGUAAACGAAUACAACCUCCAGAGGGUCCGUCCGGGAUAUCUGAGAUACCACGAAAACGGGCGCACAAGGAACCAUCACCUACGCCCCCCACGGAACGCGAUGCGGACCCUCAAGUGGAAAUAGACGAUGUACAGGAAGAAGAUGAAACAUCAGAGGAUGAUGAAGCCGACGAGUUUAAUGAAGAGAUUGUGGUACUUGAGGUUAAAAGGCACCCACGGGUUCCCAAAUGGUUUGUUGUUGUGCCUGACAAACCUGAAGAACCUCUCAAAGCGGAUGGUUUAGAUUAUCCAAAAAGAAUUACCAGCUCUGUGUCCCAGGUUAAAGAAAGGCCUGAAAUAAAAGAAGAUGCGUCUUUUAUCAACAUCGAAAGAAAAGUAACAAUCCCUGUUCUAAGCUCGUCCUUUGAAAACGAGGCACCAAUGGAGGUUGAUGAAGUCAAGGACGAUCCACAUCAAACUGUUAAGAAAGAAGCUCGACAAAUUGAACCCGUCGAGGUAACAUUUCCUGUAGUACCAUCAGAAGAUGAAUCGCCGGAAGACGUCGAAGAGUAUAUUGACGAAAAUGGUGUUCGAAUAAAGAGAAUUGUGAGGCGAACCAUUACAACAACAGCCAUUAAAAGGGAAGAUCAAGGUAUUGAACGGAUGGAGAUCAGGUCUCCAGUAGUACCCUCAGAAGAGGAGUCACCAGAAGAAAGUGAAGAGUAUAUUGAUGAAAAUGGUGUUCGGGUGAAGAGAAUGGUGAUUACCAGGGCUAGGAUGAAAUUUCCUGUGGCACCAUCAGAACAGGAAUCCCCAGAAGAAGUCGAGGAAUAUGUUGAUGAAAAUGGUGUUCGUGUGAGAAGAAUUGUGAGGCGAACCAUUACAACAAGAAGUAUAAUUCGUACAUCUGUUGAUGAAACAAACGACGGUCCAGGUGCAAGGAUGUUUGAGUCAGCGGCGCCUGUUUACCUUGACUCUGAUGAUGUUGUUCCUUCAGUGCAAACACGUGAAGUUGUCCUUCCUGAAUGGAUGGAAGAGAGUGAACCAGCAUCGGAAGAACCGAGACAACCUACAGAGGACAUUUCCUUCGUAAUUCUGCCGUCCCAGCCAAGAGAACCUCAGUCAAAAGGAGACCUUGACCGCGAGGACGUAAUGGAGAGAGUUACCUCGACAACUUUGANUCGGGAAAUAGUUAUGCCUGAAAUCGAGGGAAUGGAAGAUGAAUCACCCGAAGAAGUUGAAGAAUUUGUUGAUGAGAACGGCGCUCGGGUGAGGCGGAUUGUCAGGAGAACCAUCACCACAACCAGUAUCAAAAGAGAAAGUCAAGAGACUGAACCAGUGGAGGUUAAAUUUCCUGUUGCACCAUCAGACGGUGAAAGUCCAGAGGAAGUCGAGGAGUAUAUUGAUGAGAAUGGUGUUCGGGUGAGAAGAAUUGUUAAACGAAUCGCUACAACGGCAACUAUAAAAAGAGAAGGCGCCGAGAUUGGAUCAGUGGAAGUUAAAUUUCCUUUAACACCAUCUGAAGAUGAAUCACCAGAAGAUUUCGAGGAAUAUAUUGACGAAAAUGGCGUUCGUGUGAGGAGAAUUGAGAGGCGAACCAUUACAACAAGAAGUGUAAUCCGUACAUCUGUUGAUGAAGCAAAGGACGGUGCAGGUGCAAAGAUGUUUGAGUUAGCAGCUCCUGUUUAUUUUGACUCUGAUAAUGUUGUUCCUUCAGUGCAAACACGUGAAGUUGUUCUUCCUGAAUGGAUGGAGGAGAGUGAACCAGCAUCAGAAGAAGCUAGACAACCUACAGGAGACAUUUCUUUCUUAAUUGUGCCGUCGCAGCCAACAAAACCAGAGUUAAAGGAAGAUCUUGACCACGAUGACGUAAUGGAGAGAGUUCCUUCGGCAACUUUGAAUCGGGAAAUAGUUAUUCCUGAAAUCGAGGGAAUGGAAGAUGAAUCACCCGAAGAAGUUGCGGAGUAUGUUGAUGAGAACGGAGUUCGUGUUAGGCGGAUUGUCAGGAGAACCAUUACAACAACCAGUAUCAAAAGAGAAGGUCAACGGACCGAACCAGCGGAAGUAAAAUUUCCUGUUGCACUAUCCGACGACGAGCCACAAGAGGAAGUUGAAGAGUAUACUGAUGAGAAUGGCGUUCGUGUGAGACGAAUCGUGAAACGAAGCAUCACAACAACAACAAGAACAACUAUUAGGAGACAAGGCCAUGAACUAGAGCCAGCGGCGGUGGAAUUUCCUGUACAAGACAGAGAAGGCAUUUCUCCUGAUGAAUUGGUCGAAGAAUAUGUUGAUGAAAAUGGUGUUACAGUAAAGAGAAUCGUAAAACGAACGACGACAACAACCGUGCAGCGAAGAGUCUUGUCUGAGGAAAGAGAUAAGCCUGUUGGACUAUACCAGGUAACCGAAGAAGUAGCUCCAAGGAAAGAAAUAGAAAGUGUUGAGGCGAUUACACCUGAAACUGUUCUUUUCACUCAGAUGCAAGCAAUAUCUCCCAGAAGAGAGUCCAUUCCAUACGAAACAACAGUUGUACAACGUUACCUCGUUAUCAUCGAAACACUGUAUCAGUAUGUUUUAGAGCACAAGUCGAUGAUUUUUAUCUACAGCUCGAGGUACAUGCAGUUUAAUUUUGUUCUGGAGAAUUUCUUACAGUGGAUGCUUGUCACGUUGAAGACGCUGAGCUGGAUGAGGCCAGUCUCGUGGAAGGUGGAUGAAAUCAAAGACCAGCUGCAACAGAUCAAGAACAUUGAAGACGAAAUAACUGACCGUACACCUAUCAUCGAAAACUUCACCAAAGUCAGCGAGAUCCUGGUACAGAACGCACAACCAGGCGACAAACAGGACCUCUCCAGGGAGAUACAUCACGUGACUGAAGCAUUGAGCAGCAUCGUUGAUAUGACCGCUGACCGACGAAGGACCUUGGAAAACGUGCUGCCUCUAGCCGACGAAUACUACAAUGACUUGGAAAAGCUGGCACAAGUGAUGUCUAAGGUGGAAGACCAGCUGAAUACGCAGCGAGCAUUUGGGGCUGAGCCAGAAAGCAUCAAGGAAGAAAUUGAGGAGAUUAAGAAUUUACAGUCAACUUUAGAUAACGCGGCCGAUAAAGAGCGCUCGUCUGGCGAAGCUCUCCUGAGUCUGCAAGACCCGUCAACAGACAUGGCAGCGGUUCGAAGUCAAAUGGAUGCGCUGUCAAGUCGGGUGGAUGCACUGAAGAUCAAGAUGAGUCGAUUUGAGGAGCAUUACGAAGAGCACAUGCGCAAAGCAGCUGAGUUCCAACUUGCAGUGGAAAAGCUGCUUGCAAAGUUCGCCGGGAGGAAGGAAGAGUUACUUGCAGUUGACAUUGAUACCACUGACAGACAGGCGGUCAAGAAACGACUUGAAGAGCUCGAGGCCUUUCGUGAAGAGAUCAGUAAACAUAAGCCUUUGCUCACGACAGCGACUCUGACUGGUGACUGGCUAAUCAGAAAUGCUCACAGUUCCAGCGCCUUGUUGCCAAACGGUGAACGUGAGAGUGAAGCAAUUCCGCGGGACAUCCAAGAAAAGUUGGACAAGAUCAAAGAGAACUUCCAUGACCUGGAGGGGACAAUCCGUCAGCAGAGACUCUAUCUGAACUCUCUGUCAGUGCCGCUGGAGACAGUGUACACUCUUCCAGUGGAUCAUCAGCCUGUAGAGGAAGCUAUAAAUCAUUUUAUUACCUGGCUUACUCGAGCAGAGGAAGUGGCGUCUAACUAUCAGCCAUUGAAAGCUGAUCUCAUCACACUACGAGAGGAUGAAAUCGCUAAUACGGCUGAUAGGCGAGAUGUUCUGAUGCAUGAGCCUUUGUAUAAUAACCUUGUUCGAAAAGUUACUGCAUUCCUGGAGUCCUCAGGCCCAGGCCCCAAGAAGGACGAGUUCAGCGCCAAACUGGAUGACGUCAGCAAAAGAUGGGAUGAGCUCAAGAGAAAAACAAAUGAACGGCAUGCGCAGAUCGAGGAUGUGUUACCGCUGGCUCAAAAGUACCACGACAACUCGCAGAACGUAAAGGAUGUUGUUACUUUAGCAGAAACAGAACUGGGAUCCUAUUUGGGCGUUUCACCUGACGUGGAGAUCGCAAAACAAGAGUUACAGAACGUCAAGGGUGUGUUGAAAGCUGUUGAAAAACGAGCGCGUGAUGUCAAACGAAUGAACGAAGUUGGUGAUGAACUAGCCAACAAGCUCGACAAGUACGAUGGGAUGUCAAAUGAAGCCCGUCGCGAUCAGCAAACAACCAAUGAACGUUACGAACGAAUUCGAUUGGAGCUUCAAAACCGGGAGCACCUGAUCGAGGCUCAAGUGAACGCCUCAGAUCAAUUCAUGACCGCACUACAGGAGUUUGAACUGGACUUGACAGGUGUGGACGCCGCCAUCUUGGAGGAACCAGCUGGAAGUGACAGUGAUGCGCUAAAGCGACAAUUGGCUGAGCUAAAGGCCACGAAGGUGGCUCUAGCUCAGCGGAGACCUAAGCUCGGCUCGCUGCAAUCGAGUGGACUAGCACUAAUGCAGGAGAACAAAGACAACGAGAAGUUCCUUGAUGUCACUAAGUCCAAAGUCCAAAACGUGACAGAUCUGUACUGCAGCAUCGAGGACAAAAUCAAGGAUCGCAUUACGCUUGUGCAAACGGCGCUUUACCGCUGCCAAGGGUUCAACGAGGCUCUGGACGAUUUUGAAAAAUGGUUGUAUGACACGGAGGGUCGAUUCCAGGCCCUUGGUACGCUGUCAAUCAAACCAAGUGUCAUAAAGAAACAGGGGUCUGGUCUGAAGGCAAUAAAAGAAGACGUGGACUUCCAUGCUCCUCUUUACGACGACAUUCAACAGCGAGGUAUUGACAUGCUAAUACGGACCGACACCGCCGCUGACCGGCAUCAGCUACAGAUGAGACUUGGUGACGUGGAAAACCGCUGGAAAGACCUGAAGGCGGGAAUUGACGAGCGGCAGAAAAGUCUCGGUAGACUGGCACCGAGUGUGCUUGGUUACAUCGAAGUGCGCGAACAGGUGGUCACCUUGUUAAGCGAGAGCGAAAAGAAGUUUGACGAACUGGCUUUGGGGCAGGGUGAUGUGAGCGAUAUGGCGGCCAUGACAGAGAAACAAGAACAGCUUAAGGCGUUGCGCGAGGACCUGGAGAACAACCGGCCUGUGUUACAGAACCUUUUGUCCAUGUCGGAAGCUUUGAUUGGCGUGUGCCAUGAGCUGUCAAUCAACAAUGACGUUGUCAUGGUGACCAGCGAAGUGGAGGAAGUGAAGAGACGAUGGGAAGCUUUGACAGCUAAAGUAGUUGGCGGAGAAAAAGAGCUGAAAAAUUCCAACAAGACUCUGGCCUUGGUACAAGAAGUCAUGCAGCCAAUGCAACAAGUGAUGUCUGAAGCUGAAAGUAUUCUGGCAACUGAGCCUAGAGUUGGAUUCAACAUUGGACAGGCCAAGAAAGAACUCAUCAAAGUCAACAAAAUGAUUGACGUGUUAGAAAAGUCGGAAAUCAAGCUGUUGAGACUGUCCAAACAGGUUACUAACAACGAGUACAUCAUCACCAUUAUCAAAGACAACCGAGUCAUGCAGGUGCGCUUGAAAGAAAGAAAAGUCAAACUCGAGAAGUACAUCAGAACCGUGGAAGUCUUCCAGGGAGCUGGUAACGAGAUUGAGAUGAAGGUGAUGGGCAUCAUGAGUUUUGUGUCAGUGGAGAUCAUUGUAACAGACCUGGAGAACAUCCGGGACCAGCUGCAACACGUGCAGAAUCUCGAGGAGGAGGUUGUAAUUCACAGACGAAAAAUCGACACCAUGGAAGAAACUGGCGAGUGGAUCAUCAAAGAAAACGGUGGUAAUCCCGAAGUCAUCAGCGAAGUUCACUCGAAAAUCAACCGAGCCAAGUCGACGAUCAACGAAGUAACGGUCAAACUGAACGACCGGCGCCGAAGAUUAGAAACAGCUCUAACCGAAAAACAACGAGUGUUUGACACAUUAGAUGAUUUCGACAAAAGGGUGGUGAAGCUGGACAAAUCUCUGACUCGAGCCAAACCGGUUUCGGCCGAGUUUAUUGUCAUCAAAGAGCAGAGGGCUUCCCACGAGAUUGUUGUUCGAGAGGUUGGUCGUCUUCGUCCGAUUUCAGAUUACGUCUUCCCGGCGGCCGAAAGUCUUCUGGCAAACACCGAGGCAACAACGGAGAAAAGCCAAUUCGAGAACCGUGUGUUAGCCACACGUACCCUCUGGGAGGGUGUUCGACUCAGAAGUGACAACAGACAUGUGGUUAUUGAACGAGUGUUCCCAUUGGCCCAGAACUACGAUGAUGCGUACCGAGUGUUGAACGUGUGGCUUAGAGAAACAGAACAGAAAGUCAUUAACCUCGCUCCAGUCCCCUGCACCUCCGAGAGCUUGAGUAACCAAUACAGACAUCUAGCGACUCUCCAAGAAGAUGUAGUCAACCACACUCCUGUAUUUGAGUUCUUCGUGGCAGCCGCAACAGCCCUCAGUAACGCGUGUGACAGUGCAAACAUCACAGAAGGCCUGGAUCCCAUCAAAAUGCUUAGUCAGGAAGUCGCGAAUCGCUGGCAAGUCAUGACAACUGUUGUAGAGCAGAAGAAAAAUGUGAUUGACAGUGUUCAACAGCAGCUCAAACAGUAUGAAGACGCUUUGGAAAAGAUCGAGCACUUGUUGAAUCGCACCGAAGCUACCUUGGUUUCCCAGAGUGCAACAGGGGCAGACGUGAAUAAAGCGAAAGUCAACAGAGACACACUGAAGACACUGAAGUCAGUUGUUGAGAAUUCCAAAGAAGAGCUGGAUUAUCUAAACAGCACAGGUCACAUGCUCGUACAUGACGUGGAUCAUCAGCUGGUGAACUCUGCACUCAUACAGGAUCAGCUGGCCACACUGAAUACUAAUUACAAAGAUGUUCUUUACAAACUGGAACUUGAACAAAUCAAACUUGAGCAGGUGAUUGAGAACGCAGAAGAUUUCCAAAGUGCCGUGGAAGUGUUUGAAUCAUGGCUGCCUAGAGUGUCCAGUGUGGUUCAACAGUUUGGUCCAAUUUCCUCUGACCCCAAGGAAAUCAAGAAACAACUGAAAGAGGCUGAGGACUUACAAGACGACCUCGAGAAAAACAAACCGUUGCUGCUGUCAGCUGAAGACAGUGGGCACAGAUUGGUGGAGGUGUGUUCAGAGGAGCUGACUGUAGACUCUGUGGUAGCCACCAAGCUUGAUCCGCUACAGAAGGCGUUUGAGAUCCUGUAUGUCGCGGUGGUGGACCGAUUGGGUCAGCUGCAGAUGAGACUUGUUCAGUCCCAGGAACUGGACGCGUCGCUUGCUGACGUCAUUCGGUGGCUGGUGGAGAUGGAGAAGACACUAAGCCGACAGGAACCCAUUGCAGUUCAACCUGUUAAAGUUAACAGACAGAAGCAAGAUCAAGAAGUUUUCUGUAAAGAGAUUGUGAGCCAACAACCAGUGAUUCAACAAGUGGAAAGUAACGCUACUAAUGCGAUGAUGUUUAUGCCGUACGGACCAGACCGUGACGUACUCAAAUACAAACUGGCAGAUAUCGACCGACGCUUUACUGCUGUGUCUGAGAAAUCCACCCAGCGGAAACAGACUCUUGACUCCAUCCAGCCCCUGACAGGACAGUACCAUGACGUCAUGAACGCGUUUUUGAUUUAUUUGGACAGCGCUGAAGAUAAACUCGAGUCACUGAAGAAAGUACCACGUGACGAAGAGGGUGCUGCUCGCCACAAAGCCGACGCACAGGCGUUCUUAGAAGGAGUAGAGAGUCACAGAGGCGUUCACCAACUGGUAAACAUGUCUUCGAAGGCCUUGUUAGACUUCUGCCAAAGUAACGCUCUCAGUGUAGACACAUCACACAUCAUAGAUGACGUACACAAUGCCAACACUCGCUAUGACAAGCUGGGUGGAGCAAACUUUGACAUGGAAAAACAGAGCCGAGUGGCUGAGCAGAGUGUCGGGCUAUACCAGAAAGCUUUGCAACCUGUGCAGCAGACGUUUGUCGAUGUUGACAGUUUUCUCGAGUCUGAGCCUGCGAUAGGACUGGACGCAGAGAAGGGCAAGGAAGAACUGGUGAAAGUUGAUGAACUUUUGAGCACUCUUGAAGAGCAGAAAGCUGAUUUGGAGGUUGUGGAAAUGUCAGGUCCUCCUCGUGUGGAAAAAGCCGUGAACUUAGCGGAAGAACUGGCUAUUGUGUCGCAGAAAUAUGACAUGAAUGUCAACAAGCUGAAACGACAGAAGGGUCGAUUAACGAAGCACGUUGAAAAGCUGCUGAUGUUUAUGAAGAUUCAGCAUGAAGUAGAAGUUUGGAAUGAGGAAAUGUCUGAAACGAUCAGUCGGUUGUCUCCAGUCAGUGAAGACAGCGAGAAGGCCAAGGCAGAGCUGGCAAAUGCUAAGGCCCUCAACGAAGAAUUCCAAAAGUAUCGUCCAAAGCUUGAAACACUUGAAGAAAUCACGGAUUAUCUGCUAGAAACAGAAAAGGACGACCCUACUCUUGCAGCAGAAGUCAGAGAGAAGUUCAGCGCUGUGGAAGAGCCUUUUGAACGGCUCCACUCAACCGUUCUCCAGCGCCAAGCUCGUCUGCAGAAUAUCGUUAUCCAGGGUCAAGAUUUCCAGUUGUCGUUGAGUGAAGCACAAGAUCAGUUGAACGAAUUUGAGAGAAACAUCGCUCAGCUACCAGCUAUCACUGCUAUUUACGAGGUAGUGCAGCAACAGAAGGAAGAUCACGAGGGUCUGUAUCUUGAGAUCACCUUGAGAGAGGUUGUGUUCAAUGAACUUCUCAAACUUGGCCGUGAGGUCCUGGAAAAGACCGAACCAGGCCCCAACCGUGAAGAUCUUCAAAAGGACUUGAAUAACCUUGAAAGCCGCUGGACGGAUGUGUAUUACAACACUGUAGAAAGGCAAGAGAAACUAGAGGAAAUUGUACCGCUGGCUCAGAAGUACACUGACUCAGUCAGUGAUCUCCUUCCGUGGUUAACAGAAACCGAGCAAAUGGUAGCAGACUGUCACGUGACGAUUGUCUGUGAAAAGCAUGCGCUGAUCAGGGAACAGACUUUCAUUAAGUACCUGCAACAGUUCGUACAAGAGGAUAUAGAGGGGCACCGUCCAAUCUAUCGCUCACUUGUGGACAGCUCAGAUGAUUUACUUGAAAGCUGUGAAGAUUUGUCCGUCACUGAAGGUGUGCCACAGAUACAGGAUGACGUCAAGGACAUGAUUGACAGGUGGAGCAAGGUAAACCAGUUUUAUCUUGACAGACGAGGGCAGGUUUCCGAAGCCGCGCUAAUUGUGAAGAAAUACAGGAGCUUGCUGCUGCCAGUUGAAAACGAACUGGGCCGAGUGGAACGACGAAUGGAGGAGUGUGCAUAUGAAGGAAUCAAUAUCGAAGUUGGCAAGAAAAAGCUGGACACUUUGAAGGUUAUUCAAGAAGAUGUCUACAGUUUAGAAUCCCAGCUUGAAUCUGUGAACGAUCAAAUUAAAGAGGAAGACAAGGCUUACCUCGAUUUCAUGCCGAUCAAACAGCGUGUGUCUGCACUCGGUCAACGGUGUAGUGCUCUGCGUAAGGACACCAAUGAGAGAAUAGCGAAACUCGAGAAGAUUGUGAAAGAGUUGACAACAUUUGUUACAGCCACUGGAGAACUGCAAGUCUAUCUCAAGACUGCAUUUGAAAAACUGGGUAACUUGGAGCCUAUUCAUAACGAUGCAGACGUGAUUAAACAGCAACUGAAGGAAGUACAAGCGCUUCAAGAGGAGGCCAACACCCAGCUUGGCGUGUUGUCGACUGCCGAGAUAGCUGCUACCACUAUUUGCUCUGACAAGAAGGACGAUCUGAAGGCCACCCAUGAAGUGAACAAAUCACUACAUGAAGUUCAAACGCCUAUGUUGGAUGUGUUAGAUAGACUUCAGACUCGCGAACAGGACUUGAAGAGCGCUCUGGAGCAUCUGGAAACUUACAAAGCACAGCUGGAACCAGUGCAGGAGGUGUUCUCUCAGGUGGAGAGCACUGUUGAGGCCCAAGCCCCGGUCGACUUGAACAAAGGAGAAGAUGAACUCGGCAAAGUGGAUACGAUGAUCAAAGAAAUGGAAGAGAGCAAUAGACAUGUGCGCUUGAUUAGGACAUCGAGUCAAAAACUCCUCCGAGUCAUGGACAUUCAGUCGGAGCCUGGGGCCGAGGUGCAGACGGAGGUCGCCAAAGUCACGCACAAGCAACGUGAUCUCAGUUCUAGUCUCCGCCUACGCCGCUCUAAAGUCGAGAAGAGUCUGCAACUGUAUGGAGAUUUCUUGGAACAGAUUGAAAAGGUGGAGAAAUGGCUUCCAGAGGGAACUGAGCGAGUUCAGGCAUUAGAGCUUGUGAGCGGCGAACCAGAUGUGAUCAGAAAAGAGCUCGAUAAAGUGCAGGAUGUUGAAGAGGACGUACAGGCGAACGUAGCCUCAUUAGACAACGCCAAGGGGCUAGCGGACAAAAUCAAAGAGCUUAGCAGCGAAGAUCCUGUCAUUAAUAGAGACCUUGACGAAAACGUAAAGAAGGUAGAGCCACCCUUAAACGAGCUCAUCUCUACCUUGAAUGCGCGACAGUCCGAGCUACAGACAGCGCUGCUACAGAGUCAGGAGCUUAAAGAUUCCGUAGAGGAGUUUAGCGGCUGGCUGUCGGCAGCGGAGAAUCGGUUGAACCUCCAGGGACCCGUGUCUGCCAGGCAUAAGGUGAUCAUGGACCAACAAGACAAGCUACAGGUCCUUGAGAAAGAUUUAGAUCAACACAAGCCAGUUCAUGAGCAUGUCAUGGAGAAAGGAAAAGCAGUACUGGAUAACAUGAAACCAGGACGCGAGAAAGACAACUUAGAACAGAAACUCCAAGACCUUGAUACACGCUGGAACAGCCUCUCGGAAAGAAUAUCCCAGCGGGGCGAGAAACUUCAAGAGAUUGAACCUUCAGCAGGCAAAUAUGUCAACAGCUCUGAACCUUUUACAAGCUGGCUUUCAGAAUCAGAGGAGCGUUUGAAAGAAUGCGAAAAGAUCCCUGAAGACGAGGAGAACGCGACACAACAACUUGAGUUACUAGAGAAUCUUCAGCACGAAAUUCUUGUACACAAGCCAGAUCACCAGACAUUCGUCGAGUCGUCCACACACCACACGGACAUUUGCAGUGACAAAGAAGUGACAGAUGAUUUGUCUGUUGUGGAGGAUGACAUCGCCUCUAUCGACAAGCGCUGGAAUGACCUGUGUACCACUGUGGGUGAUCGUCUCCAGACUCUGGAAAACAUCCAGGAAGAAAUUCAUCGAUUUCAAGUGGUGCUUCGCGUCACUCAGAAGACUCUUGUAGAGAUCGAGCAGAUUGUGGUUGUUGAGUACAUGUUGGUGAUGGAUCCAAAUAAAGCUAAACAGGAACUUGCCGAGAUUAAGAAAGCCAUCGUGCUUUUGAAUAACCGCCGACCGGAGCUGAAAGACCUUGAAAGGUACGGAAAAGCUUUAACAGAGAAGACUAGUUCUCCUGAAUGGCAAGAAAACGUGGCGGCCGUCCACCAGAAGUACAAUACGCUAGAAACCAAGUUACACGAGAGAGAAGAUUUUAUGGAGAGAGUCGUUCACUACAUUGUCAUUUACACGACGAACACUAGGCAAAUUGAAAGGAAAAUCCCGAAGAUCAAGGAAGAGAUUUCCAGUCUUGCCCCUGUUAGCAGCGAACCAGAGGUGAUCCAGGAACAACUCCAUGACGCUGAACAGCUACAGUCCGCGCUUGUUGAUGACCGUGUCUCCCUUGACAGUGCUCAGGAGGCUGCUGAUUGGUUGGCUGCUAACUGUAACCCAGGCCAUCAGGAGGAGGAGGAAAUGAAAACCAGAGUCAAGGUGUCGAAAGAAGCAUUGGACGAACUGAUGGCUAUCAACACUGAGCGGGAAAACGCUUUGAAGUGCGCUCUGAUGCAGUCCAAGGAGUUCAAGGCUGCGUCAAAUGACUUCCUCAUCUGGCUGAACGGUGUGGAAGACAGGCUUGCUUCUCAGCCUCCUGUGACGUCAGACACGGACUCUAUUCGAGAACUCAAGAAGGAUCACGUGCCUGUCUUUGAAGACGUACAACAACAUGAGCCUGUGCUGGUCGUCUUAAAGAAGUCAGCUGAUGAAGUCCUCCAAGCGACGGAGCCUGGUAAAGAGCGAGACAAAGUGGAGCAGAAAAUGGGCCAGAUACAAAACAGAUGGGACAAGGUUCAAAAGAACGCCACUGACCGCAAAGCCUUGCUGGAUCAGAUAGAACCUGUAGCUCAAGAGUACGGCGAAGACCUUCAAAACUUCCUGUCUUGGUUAGUGACUGCUGAGAGGAAUACAGCCCUCUUAAAGUAUGUACCCUGCGAUAGGAAAGGUCCUCAAAAGUACGAAGAACUUCUCAGGGAGAUGGAGGGUGAGGUUGUUGAAAAGGAGAGCUCUCUCAGUGAAUUAGAUCACAUCGCGCGGUCUUUGUUGGAGUUCAACCCAGAAGACGCCAAUAUCGUCAACUCACAAGUCCAAGACGUGAAGAAUCGAUUUGCCUCGCUUCAGAACAUUCUCAAAGAGAAAGCAAACAACCUCGAGAGAAUUAAACAACUCCUAGAAAACUUCAACUACCGCGUACAUGCUGUGGAGGAGCUUGUGGUGCAAGGUGUUAUCGUCUUCGCCUACAAAACGUCACUGAUGGAUGCUGAUGGAAUUGCUGAGAGGCUGGUCCUUAUACAGGAUGUAUUAGAUGCUUUUACAGAUCAAGAGGAAGAUUUAGAGCUGAUUCAAAGUGUUGGAAUGGACUUGCUUGACACUCUGGAAGAUGACUCCCCAGAUGCUGUGAUCAUCAGAAACCAGGUGGAUACCCUGUACAUGCGAUUCCGCGUCACGAGAGACCAUCUGCAGAAACGCAGGGCACAACUGGAAAAACACAAUCAACACCUUGUGCCUUUCAGGGAGAACAUCCAAGAACUUAAAAACUGGUUUGAAACUUUCGGCGAUGUCGUUGAGAAACUAGAACCGAUCAGCACCGAACCCAGGAAACUCAAACAGCAGUUAGCUGAAGCCGAGGAGUUGCAGAAUGAAGUUCAAGAGAAGACGUAUCUUCUCAGAAGUGCACAAACUGAAGGCGAGUGGAUGAUGGAGCACAGCAAAGAAGAUGAAGAUAUGGUGAUUGAUGUGGUGACUAUUCUAAGCGAGUGUCAAGCCAAGAUGGAUCGUUUAACAGCUAAAUUAGAUCAGCGGCAUUCUCGUCUGCAAAGCGCAGUCAUUGAGAGCCAGAGUGUAGAGGUGACUUUCGCUGAGUUUGUUGACGACUUGAGUAGGAUUGAAGAGCAGCUCGCUGGUAUGCGUCCCAUCUCUGUGGUCCGUGACACGCUGAAGGAGCAAGAGCGCCAGUUUGAGAUCAUGAAGGACGAUGUUAAAGAUUUAGACAAUCUCGCCGACGAACUGAUUUCUCGCGUGGAAAGCGUUUUAGAGAACGCCGAGCCUAGUCCAGACCGAGAAGCGUUGAAAACAAGAUUCGAAGACGUGAAAGCAAAGUGGGCUGAUGUCGAAGAUAAAGUCAAUAAUCGACAAACUGAGCUCGAUGAGCGCGCGCCAGUCCUUUACAAGUACCACGAGAAGGUCGAAGAUUUUGUUGCUUGGUUGACAGAACUGGAAAGCAAAAUAUCCGCGCAGAGCCCUGUAUCAUGUGACACUAAGAUGAUAGUCAAACAACUAGAGCAUGCUGAGGCGCUGAUGACAGAUUACGAGAACCACAAGCCGGAUUUUGAUGCUGUGAAGGAGAUCGCUGUAGAAGUGAUUGCAAGCCAGCCAGAUGAUGUGUAUGUCGUGGAGGCGCAGUUACAGUACGUGACCAAGAUGUGGGAUAGCGUUACGUUACGUUUGAAGGCCAGAUUGGAUCAGAUCAACAAUGUCAAGGAGAUUGCAGAGGAAUAUCAGAAGGCUCAGAGACCUGUUCGUGCUCUGUUCGCAUGGGCAGAAGACACCAUUGUACCCGUGGAGGCAAUUGGAUCAAACAUUGAACGAGCGAAACAAGAACUAAACAACACAAAGGCCUUACUUACCUUGAUGGCCAAUCGUGAAGCAGACAUGAAACAGGCAAUGAAAGUGGGCCAAAACCUCGUCUUGAAUGCAGACUCGUCGUCUCCAGAGGUAUCGUCACUGAGGCAAGAAGUCAAGGAGAUUCCAGACAGGUACGCUGACCUCAAGAAUCAGCUGACAGAACAGCAGGCUCAGUUGGAGAGGAUCAUCCAGGACAGCUCCGCAUUCCAACAACAAAUCAGAGAACUUGAACUGUGGGUGACGGAGGUGUCUGAGAGUACAGCCAUGCAAGAACCCAUUAGUACCAAUCCCAAGGUUGUGAACAAAAGACUGGAACAAACAGAGGCCUUGCAGAACGAGAUAGCUAAGCAACGGACUGCACUAGACCGCACUAAUGAUCUUGGUAAGGUCAUCAUAGAGAACAGCAGUGAUAACCCGCUGGUAGUAGCAGACGUGCAGGGGAAACUGACAAAGGUUCGGGUUCAGUUGGAUCGCUUGGACGCCAGAAUUGAACAACGCCACGCCAUUUUACAGAACAUUUUGCUCCAGAUCCAGGUUUACGACGUGAUGUUUGACGAGUUUGUAUCCAAACUCGCCGAGAUGGAAGAUGAAGUGAACAACUUCAGACCUAUUUCUGCCGUCCUGGAAAUCGUGAGCGAGCAGAAAGAGCGCAUUCAACGUAACGUUAGCGAUAACAUCGCCAGAAAGCAGCCCGUGUUUGAGAAGAUCUUAGACGAUGGGCUUGAGAUGCUGGAAAGGAUGGAACCCGGUAGCGAGAAGGAUGCCCAGCAGGAGAAAGUGGAGCAGAUGAAGACACGGUGGAACGAAGUCAAGGAAAAAACAGCUGAGAUCCAGAAAUGCGUGCAGGAGGUUCAUGAAGCCUCGCAGAAAUAUGACCUUAGGGGAGAAGCCUUCAGAGAAUGGCUUCAAGACGCGGAGAAGAAAGCGAGCAAGAUCUAUCCUGUGUCAUGCGACGAGCACGAAUUAGAUGAAAGUCUGAAAGAAAUUGAAGCAGUUUCCGCUGACAUACAGUCUCACAAGCCUGACUUCGAUGAGCUGGGAGAGUCAGCCAACACUCUAACCAGCUUGGCACAAGCUGAUGGAGAUGUCAUCAAGGCUGACUUCAACGAGUUGAAGAGUCGAUGGGAGGCUUUACAGGCCGCUGUGCUUGAGAAGAAAGCCAAGGUUGAAGAAGCCAAGGAGGCGAUUGAGAAGUACCAGAGUGCUUUGCAGCCCGUACAGGAAGCUUUCACUCAAGCGGAAGAUGCUUUGGCAUCCCAUGAGCCUGCGGGAACUGACGCUGAUAAACUCCGACAAGAAUUAGAGCAGAUAAAGGCCCUGGUGUCGACUCUAGAUGAGAGGAAAGGAGAUAUAAAACAGCUGAAUCAAUCAGGUCAACAACUUCUUCAACAAGCCGAGGACGACGCACCUUCAGCGCUGAGUGUGAAAGAACAGCUUGUAAACACAAACAACAAAUCUAAAGAUCUACCAGCCAGGCUUAGCGACAGACAAAAGGAGCUCGAGAAGACGCUAGAGGCCACUUUGAAGUUUAAUUCGUCGCUUGAAGAGAUAGAACAAUGGCUUCCAGAAACUGUUGAAACUGUUGAUGUACUAGAACCAGUGAGUUCAGAACCUGAAAAACUGAAAGAACAAAUCAGGGAGACUGACGGACUGCUCGAAGAAGUGAAACGAUACCUGGUACGCUUGUGUGUUGUGGAGGAGACAGGCCAGCGUUUGAUUGAAGACAGCAUGCAGAAUCCAGACGCUGUAUUCGACAUUCAAAACAAGAUUGAGAAAGCUCGCCAGCCACUUGACAAGCUCAACGCUAAGUUGGAACAGAGAAGUUUAAGACUGCAUGAUGCCGUAUUGCAAUCACAAGAGUUCCAAGAGGCGUACGAUGAUUUUGAUGCUCGGUUAGGGACACUCGACGAAAUGCUUCAAAGCCAGGAGCCAAUUUCACCAGACUACCCUGCAACAAGACGUCAAAAGGACGAGACAGAGGAGUUAAGUGACUCCGUUGCCCAGAUGCAGCCUGUGCUGGAGAAAUUGCUCGUUGCAGGAGAAAAGGUUCUGGAAGCUUCAGAUCCUGGAAAAGACAGAGAUACUUUGCAACAGAAGUUAGAUGACCUGAAGGAAAAAUGGGAAAAUGUUAAGAGCAGAGCCACAGAGCGUGACAGCAACGUCGCGUCUGUGAUUCCUGAUGCAAAAUCUUUCCACACUGGCGCGCAAAAGUUUGACUUGUGGCUCUCAGAGACGGAGAGAAAACUCGGAGCCGUCAACACCGACUCUGUGAGCCCAGAAGAGCUAAGCCAACAGCAAAAAGCCUUAGAAGAUCUCAAAAAAGCCAUACAGAGCCAAAGACCGGAUCAUGAGUCGCUGAACAACACCGCUGAAUCUUUGAAGGACAAGUGCAAAGAUAACAGUUACUUUGUAGAAGUUCAAAUUAAGGAUGUUAACCGUCGCUGGGAGGAACUUCUAAAAGACAUCGAGACAAAAGAAUCGGAGCUUCAAACUGCUAAGGACACUGUUGAUGAGUACCUUGAUGCAUUGGACACUGUAGAACAAGUUGUACAGAAGGCGGAAUCAACGCUCGAAUGCCAGCAACCAACCGAUCUUGACGUCGCUAGGAGCAAGGAAGAGCUCGAAAAGGUGCAGCAAGUCGUGGAAGAUCUCGAGAAAUCCGAGCCUCGACACAAAGAAAUGCAGGAGCUUGGCGACAAGCUACUUCAGGGAAUGAAUCCAGAGGCCAUCGACGCUGUGAUGUUGAAGCAACAGUUACGUAAAGUGAGUGAUUCGUUCAAUGACGCUCUUGUCAAAAGUAGAGACCGCAAAGCACAGCUGGAGAAAAUUGUGGUCUUGAUAAUAGAAUUUACGGAAAAAUACGAGGUGCUGAUAACCUGGACUGAGGAGAUAACCAUCGUGAUUGAGACCAUCCAUGUGAUAAGAACUAAUCCUGGUGUUGUGAAAAGCCAGCUGGAUGAAAUUGAACACAUCCAGGAAGACAUUGUGAAGCACAAAUACAUUCUCGAGUCUGCUGAUGAGGCUGGAGAACGGCUUGUAGAAUGCUGUGACAACGAACCGGCAGUCCUAAUGGAGGUAAACAACAAGAUACACAAAGCGACGGCUUCACUGGAAUUGCUUUCAGCUAAAGUUGAUGAAAAACACAACAUGCUGCAAGCCGCCGUUUUACAAUCGCAAGAAUUCCAAGAAACGCUGGAUGAUUUUGCUGACAAGCUGGCUAAGUUGGAAGAUGAUGUAGCUAAAAUGGGACCUGUGUCUUCUCGGUAUGAUGUGUUACGCGAUCAGAGCGAAGAGAUUGAGCACGCCACUGCCGAUGUCAAACAGCUCGAGCCAGUAUUUGAAAAGGUCUCUAAAACCGGUGACGAAAUUUUGGAGAGUCUUGAGCCGGGAGAGGAAAAAGACGAACUUAAAGAGAAAUUAAGCGACCUCUCCACACGGUGGAAUGUGGUGAAGACGAAGAUUGAAGAUCGUAAAUCCAAAAUCGACGACGUUUCAGUUGUAGCAAAGACACAUCAUGACUCGCUGCAAUCGCUUCUGCCAUGGAUGAGUGAUGCAGAAAAUUGGGUUGAUUCGCUCGAACCUGUCUCUUGCGAUGAGAAGUGUAUUUCCAAGGAACAAAAGACACUGGCCACAUUAGUGCAGCAGCUGGACGAACGCAAGCCCGAGAUUGACGCCGUAAAUGAUUCUUCCCGUGAGCUGGACGAUCUGUGCGAUGACGUACAGGUGGUCCAAGCCGAAUCCAAGGAUGCUAACAAAAGAUGGGAGGUGCUAACGGCUAAUCUGAAGGUACGACAGCAACAUCUGGACAGCGUGUCUAGAAUCCUGGAACAACUGACCAAUCAGCUUCACCCAAUCGAAGAGCGGCUAGACGAGGCUGAGGCGUUGGUAGAUGCGCCUCUUUCGAAUCUCACGGAUGCUGGGAAAGGCGAAGAAGAGCUCAGGAAAAUCGAGGCCUUGUUGUCCGUCCUUAAAGAGCAAGAGCCUGAAAUGAACGAAGUGAAUGACAACCUGUCACUCCUGAUGCAGCAGGUUGACGAAAAGACUCCCCACGCUACCCAAGUUAGGGAAGAAGUGUCACAAGCAGACCAAAAACAGAAAGAUCUUAUCGAAAAAUUGAAUGCGCGCAAAGCCAACCUGGAAGAAGACGUCCAACACGCUCGUGUGUUCCAAGGUUCGCUCGUGGACCUAGAGGCUUGGCUACCCGAGGCUGAGGAGCGUGUUUCUGCUCAACAACCCAUCAGUACUGAUCCUGAGACAGUCAGAAAACAGCUGGAAGAAGCACAGGUUCUCAAAGAUGACAUCACGAAGCACAGGGCACUCUUCCAAACAGCCGAGAAUGCGGGACAGAAGUUGAUAGAAAGAAGUCAAGAGGAUCCAGCAGUUGUGGCCGAUGUUUACAGUAAACUUUACAAGGUGCGCACUGCACUGGACAAACUCUCAGCUCGAGCAGAUCAGCGUGUCGGUCGACUGCAGCAUGUUCUGCUGCAGAGUCAAGAGUUUCACGUUUCCUUUGCUGAGUUUCUGGAGAAACUGGGUCGAGUGGAAGAACAGAUUGCUCUCCAGGCCUCAGUGUCUGGAGUGUACAGCACGGUCAAGGAGCAAAGUCAACAGCAAAAGCCCGUUAAUGACACCAUUCAGCAGCAAGAGCCAUUGUUUGAGCAGCUUGUUCGAGCAGGACGAAAUGUUUUGGACACAUCUGAACCCGGCCCGGAUAGGGACGCUCUUGAGGAUAAACUAAAUGAUGCUACACAACGGUGGGAGACGGUCAAAAAACAGACCGCUGACCGACAGGAACAGCUAGAUCAAGUGCUGCCACUUGCAAAAGAGUUCCACAGUGAAAUUCAGGACAUUACACCAUGGCUGAAUGAAGCUGAGAAACGCCUGCAGGCUGUAGAACCAGAUUCUUGUGACCUAAGAUCCAUUGAGAAACAGCUAGAUACACUAGAUGAACUGAAGAAGGAGAUUGCCGAUCGCAGACCAAUUGUUGAGACCGCGAAAGAAACUUCUUCAUCUCUGUCGAACAGUUGUAGUGCAGACAGGUAUGUAAUCGAAGGAGAAGAGCAAGAUGUUAGAAAACGCUUUGAUAAUUUGUCUGCGGAAGUACCCAGGCUUGAAGACAAUUUGUCAGCUUUGAAAGACGCUUUAGAAAAAUACAACAAGACUUUAACUCCUACUGAAGAACUCCUAGAACGCACAGAAAAGGCACUGGCUUCCCGCGAGCCUACUGGUAUAAAUGUGGACAAAGGUAAAGACCAACUCAAGGCCGUCGAGGAUCUUUUAUCGUCGCUUAGAGCCGCCGAACCCGAUGUAAACGAUCUGAAGGAAGCUGGUGAUAAACUGACAUCUGCUAUGGAUCCGAAAUCCGCUGAAGUCCCUCGCGUGAACCAGGAAGUGGAUGCUGUGACCAGACGAUACAACGACCUGCUGGAAAACUUGAACAAUGAAAAAGAUCAACUCGAGAAAGAAACCGAGAAAGCACUGAAGUUCCAGGAUGCUUUGCACAACCUAGAGGAGUGGUUACCUAGGGUGGAAGAGGCUGUGGCAGCUCAGGAACCAAUCAGCAGCGACCCGGAAGUAGUUAAACAACAGCUCCAACAGGCAGAGGCUUUGAGAGAUGAAAUCGCGAAAAACAAAGCCUUUUUAGACACACUGGAGGACACAGGCAAAGAAAUCAUUGCAGAUAGCAGCGAAGAUCCCCAAGUGGUGCGAGAUGUCAGAGGUGAACUGAACAAGAUCGUUUCGCCAGUUGAAGCAAUUCUCCGUAAACUUACUGAACGUCAAGUCAAACUACAGAAUGCUCUACUGCGCUCACAGGAGUUCCAGGUUUCUUUCGACGAAUUCAUGGCCAAGCUAGACGCUUUUGAAGAACAACUGGCAAAGCAAGAACCCAUUUCCGCUUUGCAUGAAACCGUGCAAGUUCAGCGGCAAGAGAACGAGGCGUUGCAAAGAGACCUGGCUUUACAAGAUCCAGUGUUUGAGAAACUUGUUCAAAACGGACAAGGAGUUGUCGACGCGUUGGAGGAUGCGCCUGAAAGGGAAGCCAUGGAGAAGAAGGUCGCUGAAUUGAAGACGAGAUGGCAAGAUGUGAAAGACAAGGUUGGCGAUCGUCAGAAGCAACUGAUUAAGGUCGAGAAAGAAGCGCUGAAAUUCCGUCAAGAAGCUGAUUCCUUGUCAUUGUUGCUCGGGGAUGCAGAAAAACAGGUGGACGAGUUUGAACCGCUUACUGUGGACAUAGAAAGCAUCGCCAAACAGAAAGAACUUGUGCAGCAGAUUACAGGAAUGGUGGACAAGCUCAAAUCCGAUGUUCGCGACGUGGGAGGAAGCGCUGAUGAACUGAAGGAAGACUCGCAGAGAGAUGAACCUGUUGUGCAGGCAGAGGUUGAAGACUUUGUGGCAAGGAUCGAAAAAUUGUCAGCUUCCUUAGACCAGAGGGUUGAACAACUGUCUGCAAUAGAGGCAGCGUCACAUGACUAUCACGUGACUGUAAAGAAGGUGGAGGAUGUAUUUAGCGAGGCUUUUGAUGUUGUUGAUGCUCCAGUUGUGUGUGCAACAGACACUGAAUCAGCCAGUCAACAGCUUGCCAAGAUCAAGGAACUAACUGCUGUUCUCGAUGACCACGCCCCGGAAGUACAGAACGUAGGUCACAAGGGAGAGAGCUUGCUACAACAGGUCCAUGACUCGUCACCAGACCAUGCAGUCGUCACCGGCAAAGUUGCCGACGUCUCGCAGAAGUUCCAGGAGCUGCAGCAGAAGCUCAAGGCUCAAGAGGAAGCUCUCUCCAACAAGAUCAAGGACACGGAUGACUUCAACGCCAAGGUUGACGAGCUCGAUACUUGCAUACAGGACGCUCGUGAGAAGCUCGCUGCUGUUGGACCUGUCAGCACUGAUCCUACAACUGUAGAGAAACAACUGGACCUUGUACGGGCCUUGAAAGCGCAACUGGAAGAGAAGAAACCAACACUAGAAGAUGCCCAGGGCUUGUGCGAUAAACUGACAGAUCAGAACAAGGAUGAACCGCUAGUUGUGGCAGCCAUCAAGAACAAACUUGACAAAGUGGAGUCUCCAUAUGAAGACCUCAGGGCCAAGAUCACUGAACUGGAGGGCAGAUUGCAGGCAGCUCAAAUACGCUCCCAAGAAUUCGAUGUUUCAUUCAGCGACUUCAAAGAUAAGCUUCAGGACAUGGAGGAACUUACAGCAAAUCUUCAACCUGUAUCGGCCGUGUAUGAUACACUCAAACAACAGAGGAGUGACGAUGAGGAACUACAGGAAAAGAUCAGACACCAGGAACCUGUGUUUGAUCAGCUUAUGAAAAAUGGCAGUGGUCUUCUUGAAAGCGCGGAGCCUGGAGCAGAAAAAGACGAACUCGAAAGUAAACUCGCAGACGUUGAAAAGCGUUGGAAUGAGAUCAGACAGAACACCGCUGAACAUGUAGCUCGCAUUGAUUCAGCUCUUCCUGAGGCAGAAAAAUACAACGAAUCAGCAAGCAGUCUUGGGCCGUGGCUUACAGAAACUGAGCAAAAACUAGCCUCACUAGAACCUAUCGUAGCUAGCAAGGAAACUGUAGAGAAACUAAACAACACCGUGAGAUUGCUCCGUGAAGAUAUCGACAAGCACAGACCUGAGAGAGACGCGGUUAGCGAGAAAUCAGAAGCUGUGAUAGAAUUGACUGAGGCUGACGGAGAUAUUGUCAGAAGCGAGGCUCAAGAUGCUGUGGAACGAUACGACGAGUUAAACACCGCUUUUGCCACCGAAGAGAAAGAACUGCAAGAAGUUUUGGAAUUGUUAGAUCAGUAUAACAAUCUAAUGGAGCCUGUGGAAAAAACAGUUGAAAAAGUCGACGCCGCUCUCGAGUCCCAAGGACCAAUUAGUGCUGACGUAGCAAAGAACAAGGAAGAUCUCGACAACAUAAAGGCGCUGAUCCAGCAGUUGGAAGACAUGAAGGAAAACUUCGACAAGGCAGAGACUAGCGGACAGCAAACUGUGGACGUCAUCUCUGCUUCAAACGGUGAUCCUUCACUAGUCCAAGAAGAACUUGCAGCAGUUAGCCAAAAGUAUCGUGCUCUCCUAGGUCAAAUAAAAAACAAACAAGCCCAGUUGGAACAGGCUAUUGAUCAAGGCACGCAAGUACAAGACAAGCUGGAUGAAAUGCAAGCUUGGACUGACGAUAGUGACGGGGCCGUGAAAGCCUGGGAGCCAAUAAGUACAGAUCCUGUUACGGCACAGAAACAACUGGAGCAGUUGCAGGCGCUGAAGGAUGAUCUUGAAAAACAACAAGAAAAUCUGAAAGACAGCAAGACCUUAGCAGAGAGUCUGCUGUCUGCCAGUGAAGAUCCAGUGUCUGAAGCCGAACUACAAAGCCGUAUAUCCAGAGCUGAACUCGACUUGAAACAGCUUGCUGAGCAGAUUGAAGAGCGGGAGAAUCAGCUUCAAACUGCGCUUACUCAGUGUGGCCAGUUUGAGACUGAUUUUGAUGAUUUCUUACGCUGGCUAACCAAGACGGAAAGAACUGUGGCUAAGCUUAGACCGAUUUCUGCUGACGUAGCGACUGUUCAAGAUCAGAAAGACAGUUAUCAGGACAUCCACCAGGAGAUUAAAGACAAAGAACCAACUUACAUGGCCUUGAUGGCAGCCGGAGAGCAGCUGAAGGAAACAAGCCAACUACCCGCUGACCGAGAUAACCUGCAGGAAAAACUCGACAACAUGAGCCAGCGGUGGACAGAGCUGAACGAAGCGUCAGAUGACCGCACCGCCAAGUUGGAACAAGCAGUAAAACUGACUAAUGAGUACCAGGAACAGCGCGGCCACUUUGUACCGUGGCUGGACGGGGCUGAAAGGAGAGCGGACGCUAUAUGCUUGACCUGUGAUCCAAAAGCCCUUGAAUCCUGCAAGCAACAUGUCGAGGAGUUACAGCAAGAUGUUGAGAACCAUUCAGAUCCACACGAUGAACUUGACAACACAGCACAGGCAGUCACUCGAGUUUGCGUUGAAGAAGUGAGCGCUGUCGAGGAUGACAUCCAAAGCGUGGACAAACGAUGGAACGACUUGAGCAAAAACCUUCAAAGCAAACACUCAGACAUUGAAGCUUUACAAGGCCAGCUGCAGGAAUAUAAAGUUGCCGUUGAUGGAGUUGAUGAGAAAAUAUCUGCUGUGGAAACUGAUCUUAACGUGGAGAGAACACCUGUCUCUGAUGUGAAGGAGGAGAAGAAACACAUUGAGAAGCUUGAGGCGUUAAAAGAACAACUAGAAGAGCUGAAACCAGAGUUUCAGUCGGCUGUUGGAACAGGUAAUAAUAUUCAGGAAGGUAACCCGAGCGCUGACACAGCCGCUGUUGAAUCAGAGAACAAGAAGUUAGAAGACCAUUACGCUGAAGUACAGGACAAGCUGGUUGACGCGAUCGACAAAAACAAAAAGGUGCUUGCAGACCUGGAGGAGUACUGGGAACAAGAAGCCAAGCUAGAGGAGCAGGUUAAGGAGACUGAGGUCAAAUUGGAAGAAAAUAAACCCGCGGUGAUGGAUGCUGAGAAACUUAAAGAACAACUGGAGAAGGCAAAGCUGCUGAAGGCAGAAGUAGACGAUCUAAAGCCUGAUUUUGACACAGUUAACAAGCAAGCUCAAGCGCUGAUCUCCGCUGGCCUUGGGUUUGAUUCGGCGAUGGUGAAACAAAUGUCUGACACUGACAAGCAGUGGAAUGACGUCAAUGACGCCGCAGCCAAUCAGCAAGCGGAACUCGAGAAGGCAUUGCAACAAGUGGAAGAAUUGCAGGAAGCAUUACGUCAGGCAGACCAGGCCAUGAGUGAAACUGAAGACAAGGUCAAACAGCUGCAACCGAUUGGCGCUGAUGUGGACACGAUAAACCAGCAGUUGGAGGACAUCAAGGAUUUACAAAAGGAAAUUGAUGGACUUCAGGACCAGCUUGCAGCACUAAAUGAUCUGAAAUACAAGAUGGCCGUGGCGUAUCCAGACGCUGACACCAGUGACAUCGAUCAGACCAUAAGCGAUCUAAACCAGCGACUUCUAGCCAUGAAUCAAGACCUUGGCAACAGGCAGACCAAGCUAGAAAACGCGCUGCUGGCCUGUGGCAAGUUCCAGGAUGCUUUGCAGUCACUCCUUGACUGGCUAGCAGAGACACGUGAGCUGGUAGAGAAUCAAGGUCCCAUUGCUGCAACUGACCCCAAUGUAAUGAAGGCUCAGAUGCAAGAACAGAAGCUGUUUACCCGAAUGAUCGCUGACCGAGCGCCUGCAGUGAAGUCGUUACAAGAAACUGGCGAAGAAGUUCUGAAAACUGCUGAUGAUGACACCAAGGCGCGUAUAGAAGAAGGGCUGGCAGAUGUCACACGUCAAUGGGCGGAGCUUAAUGACAUGACAGACACCAGGAAAAACGCACUGGACGUUGCCAUGGAAGCAGCUGUCAAGUUUGAUGGACAGCUUGCUGAUGCCGAUAAGAAGAUAGCCGCUGCUGAGGAAGAACUGCAGGCUCAACAACUGGGUCAGAAAGCAGAACCUGAACAUAUCCAAGAAGAGGCGAAAAAGCUGCAGGAGUUGUGCCAGGAAAUUGACAGCCUUGAGUUCCCAGUCCAAGACGCAACACAAGCUGGCGAGGAACUCAUGUCCCAUUGCACCGACGGAGAUAAAGACUUAGUCCGUGACAAAACAGACAAGCUCUUGCAGCGUUACAAAAAGCUGCGUGACCAAGCUAAUGAUAGGAGGAAGGAAGCUGAAGAUGCUGCUAAACUUUCGGAAGAAUUCUUUGACGCCAAAGAUCAGUUGAUUGCUUGGUGUGACGACACUGCAAGUAAACUGGAAGCGGCGAAAGAUGAAAGUGAAAAUGUUCAGCAGGAGAUGCUCAAGGAUAUCCAAAAAGCUCUAGCAACUAAGGAACCAGAAGUGUCCUCGUGUAGAGAGAUGGGUGACAACCUCAAGAAAUAUCUCAUCGACGACGAGAAGCCGAAAGUAGACCAAGCUCUGAGCGAGGUUGAUGAGAAAUGGAACUCAUUGCAAGCAGAGGUCGACAAGCUCGCUAAGAAGUUGUUUUCAUCUCAGGAGCGCGUUGAAAGCUUCCAACUUGAAGUGAACGAGCUGAAGACAUGGCUGACAGAUACAGAAGGGACGCUGUCCAAUAUGGACCCAGUGGGUGUGGAACCAGAGAGAGUUAAACAGCAACUUGGCGAUCAGGCGGCCCUCAAUGCUAACGUCGCAGCGCAUGAGAAACCUGUUAAAUCUGUGUGUGAAAACGGCGACGCCCUAAUAACAGUGCUACAAGACGACGAACAACAGACCGUUAAAGAUGAUAUAGACAGCAUCAAGACUCGCUACCAGAAUGUGAAGAAUGAAACAUCAGCUCGACAAGCCUCGUUAGUGGAAGCUCUGUUACUGUCACAGCAGUUCAGAGACAUUCACAAGGAGGUGGUCACCUGGUUAGAUCGCUGUGAAGAAAACUUCCGCAAGCUGGACGAUGGUUCAGUUGCAGAACUUCAGCAGGAGAGAAUCAAGUCAAUCCAGGAAGGCAUCACUGCCCUGAAAGUUUUGAUCGGUAAUUUGGAAGUAACCGGUAAUGACCUGGUCAAGCUGAGUGGUCCAGGUGAGGGAUCCAGCUCGAUUGAGGACAAAGUAGCGACUUGUCUUGAGCGCUAUGAACGGCUGCAGAGGCAGACCGAGGAACGAGGAAUAAAGAUCGGAAUGACGUUGGCACAAGAAGAAGAGCUACAGAACAGACUGGACGAGCUGCAGGCCUUGCUGGAAAGACGAAAAGAAGAGUUUGGCAAUCUGAAGCCCAUUAGCGUCCGACCGGAUAAGAUUCGUGCGCAGAUUGAAGAGAUAAAGGGACUUCAGAGUGAAUUCGAUCCUGAGAAAGAGUUGGUUGAAGAGGUCAGACCAUUGGUGACAGCUCUGGUGAAUGUAAAUCCAGAUACCAAAACAUCAUUACUCAUGAAGGACAAGAUGAGCAAAGUUUCAACGCUGGCAGCCGACACACAAACCUUGUAUGACGAAAGGCUGAAAGCUCUUGAACUGGCCCUUGAUGCUGGCGAGAAGUUCUGGACGGGCUUAGAUGAGAUCAAGAACAUUCUGAAGGACGUACAGGAUCAUCUUGACUCGGAGGAACUCCCUGCCGCUGACCUAGAAGUUCUGGAGGAGCAGAUUCAUGAUCACCAGGAGCUUCGCUCGGAGCUGGAUGCACACAGUGAAGCAGUGAAUGUGUUGUGCGAGGCCAGCCCUGUUCUUGUCGCGCAUUGUAGCUCCAGUGACAAGCAGCUGGUACAAACAGAGCUCGCUGGGGUCACCUCACAGUGGGCAGACAUCGAAAAGACGUGGAACAAGAGAGAAGCUGAAAUGGGAGAUGUCAAAGAAACUGCCACCCAAUACCACAACACCCAUGAUCCUUUGCUGACUAAGUUGACUGACCUGGAACAGAGGCUUGCCGAGCAGCCACCUGUGGGGACUGACCUGGAUAUUGUCAAAGAACAACUGCAAGAGCAGAAGGCCUUCCAAAAAGAACUGACUCCACUCCAAAGUGAUGUAACAGCGGUCAACCAGAAGGGCACAAUGCUGAGCGAGCAGUGUCGCCCGGAAGACGCGGACUUGAUCUCAGCACAACUGGAAGAAAUCAACGCUCGGUGGGAUGACUUGUGCAUUCAUUCCAGUGAGAGGCAGCAGACCAUCGAAGGAGCUCUGUUACAGCUUGGACAAUUCCAACUGGCUCUAGAAGAGCUGCUUGUUUGGGUAAAACAGACCAAUGCCACACUUGACGAACAGCUGGCCAAGAAUGUUCAAGGAGAUGUGAAGUUUAUUGAAGUUGAGAAAGCGAAACAUAAGAUUCUUCAAAAUGACAUCCUCGCACACGAACCUUCUGUUGAAUCAGUAUCACGUGCUGCUUCCUCGCUACUGAUGGAGAACGGAGACAGUAAGCUGGAGAGCGGCGCCCUGCAGAUGAAGGUGACGGAGCUGCAGGAUGGCUGGCAGAAGGUGUUGGACAAGGCAGCCCGCCUGGAUGCCGAGCUCGCUGCUGCGCUGAGCGCGUCCCAUGACGUCAUGGACCAGAUGAAGGAACUAAGGAUUUGGCUGAAUGAAUCACGUGAAUUCCUUUACUCCAGGAGACAAAUCGGAGGCAGACCUGAGAGUGCGCGUAAUCAAAUCGCUAAACAUAAGGACUUUUUGGACGUGUUAGAAAAACGUAAGGAAACGUAUGAACGAAUCACUGAAGCCGUCCAAGCCAUGAUCAGGAACAGCGACCCGACGACAGCAGCCUCGCUUCAGAAGCAGCUGGAUGAAGUGAAAGAAGCAUGGGAUCAAGUGAGCACUAAGGCUGAAGAGGAAGGUCAUAAACUGGAUGACGCUCUCAAGAAUGCUGAAGAAUGGGAGAAACAACUGACAGACAUGGACUCAUGGCUCACACAAGUUCACGAUCGAAUAGUGUCAUUCGAUCACGUCAGCUCUAUAUUGGAUGUUUUGGAAAAACAACGGCAUGAACAUAAGGAACUCAAAGACGAUAUCGACGCUCACCGUGAACCAUUCAAACAGCUCAAGAUUCUCUCGUAUAAGAUCACUGAUGUGUGUAUGCAGGAAGAUGUUGCUUACAUAGAAGUAACUGUCACUGAGCUGGAGGCUCGAUGGAAGGAGUUGCUUGGUCUGUCUUCUGCCAGAAAGAAAGAUCUGGAAGAAAAUUACAAGCUGUCACAGAAGUUCUUCAAGGGUGCUGAGGAGUUGUUGAAGAUGCUGGAUGAAGCGGAGCAAGGACUUAAGGACGAGGAACCGAUCGGAGUGGAUCCUGUUCAUUUGAGGGCGCAAUUGAAGAAACACAAGGAGUUCCAGUCCAUGCUGGGUGCCAGUCAAGCUUCAAUGGAUGGCACUAUCAAGACCGGCAAAGUGUUAAUGGACAAGAGUCCACCAGACGACUCCAUCAUGAUUGAAGGCAAGAUAGCUGACCUCAAAGCACGAUGGGAUGCCAUCUGUGCACUGUCAGUCGAAAGACAACAAAAGCUUGAGGAGGCGCUUCUCUUCACUGGAAUGUUCCAGGAUGCCUUGCAGUCCCUGCUUGACUGGCUUAGUACAGUAGAACCCAGUCUUUCCACGGAGACCGCCGUCAUGGGUGAUCCUGAAACUGUACAGAUCUUGAUUGACAAUCACAAGACAUUCCAACGUGAGCUUGGCCGCCGUCAAGCAAACUAUGACUCUGUGAUGAAUGCAGGAAGGACAAUGGUCGAUGAAAACAAAGUUGAAGAUCCGCAGAAACUGGAGGAGAGGCUUGAGGACUUGCGCGUGCGCUGGGAAGCUAUCAGUGCCUUGUCUGCUACCAAACAAGACAGGCUGGAGAAUGCCCUGGUUUUAGCAAAAGAAUUUGACUCGGGUGUGAAGACCGAAUUGCGUAUUCUGAAAGACUUUGAAGACACGCUCAGGGGACUAGGUCCUAUUGCAGACGACCUGGAAACUAUAAGCGAACAGUUGACUGAGCACAAGGCUUUCCAUGAAGAUUUGAUGGCAGAGGAAGUGAAUGUCCAAUCAGCCAUCAAGAAGGGUCAGGUCAUAGCGCGCUUCUGUCAUCCCAGUGCGCUGCAGAUUAUCCAGCAGUGGAUUGCACGACUUAAGAAACGCUGGGAUGAGGUGCGCAAGUGGUCAGUUCAGCGACUGACGCGUCUGGAGGAAGAACAAGCCAAGCUGACAGAGGAACAGAGUAUGAUGGAGGAUCUGCUCAAUUGGAUCGGAAGGAAGGAAGAGAUCUUAAUCGAAAAGGAGAACGAACCAAUACCAGAUGACGAUUACGAAGAGGUCAUGAGACUGUUGGAAGACCACAAGGGUUUCCAAGAAGAAAUGGCCAAAAAACAACCGACAUACGAUAGCCUCACCAAGUCAGUUAAAAGGCGCGGCUCUGUUGUCCCUGCUGCUUCCGUCUCCCCGCUGCAAACGCAGGUCACUCCAGAGCACAAGCAAGGACGGCGCCCUAGUAGCAGGAUACCGAAACUCGCCAGUCCUGCCUCGUCCUUCACACGGGAACGAUCACGUGACAAGUUGACUAGCCCAGGCUCCUCGUUUACGCGGUCGGGUUCCACCACACUUGACAAGAACCAUCCAGCCCUGCUGCACUUGUCGAAACGAUGGCAGCAUCUAUGGCUCCUUUCAAUGGAAAGGCUGCGACGCCUUCAGGAGAAGCUGGAACGAAUUGCUAUUAGACGUGCCUCGGCGAAGUUUGACUUCAUCGAGUGGAAGAACAGGUUCAACAAGUGGCUUCGUGACAGCAAGUCACGCGUUCUCGACAUCUUCCGCCGUAUGGAUCACGAUCGCGAUGGUAAACUAACGCGAGAGCAGUUCAUCACUGGAAUACUCAACACAAGCUUCCCCACUGAGAGAUGGGAGAUGGAAAUAGUCGCCAGCAAAUUUGAACGUGACGGACUCAUUGACUACAAGGAGUUCGUGAACUCACUAAAGGAUAAAAAACCGGCGAGCAAGAAGCCGGAGAAACCAAAGACUGAAGCGCAGCAGAUUCAAUCUGAAGUCGAACGCCUGUGUCGCAAGUGCGAGUGCUGCACUCAAUUUCAAUACACCAAAGUGGCCGAGAACAAAUACAGAUUCGGUGACUCGCAGAAACUGCGUUUGGUUCGUAUCCUCCGCAGCACUGUCAUGGUCCGAGUCGGAGGAGGUUGGGAAACACUGGAAGAAUUUCUUCAAAAGAACGAUCCCUGCAGAGCUGCGGGCCGAACAAAUGUGGAACUCAGAGAACAGCUGUCGAGACCCGAAGGCGUGACACAAACAAUGGGAUCGUUCACGAGUAGACGGCAAUCAGAACAGAGCAAAACAGUGGUCACCGAGAAACCACCGACUGGUCUUGGUCGAAAACCACGACUUGACGUUCCGAGCAGCGGUUACGGAAUGCGCCGAGAAAAGUCCGGCGAACUUCGACCUCGUCGUGAAAAGUCGGGAGAAUUUAAACCACCCAGUGGUCCACCUAAGCAGAGAAGCGGGACAAGCCUGAAGGGGGCGGCUGAAAAGUCAUCUCCAGGAAAGAAAACUAGUAUCGGAUCAAGAGUAAGGAAAACAGACAGUCAAACAUCACUUGGAAGUACAGGAUCCCUCGAGGAUUCGUCGGAGACUUCAUCUCCUCGGGUGUCCUCGGGAAUUCCUUCAAGCCCCACGAGUAGUACCUCAUCCCGCGGAUCCCCGGAUCGUCCCAGUUCGGCUGCGUCAAAAUCCUCUAGUAAGGGGACUGGGCUCUCAAGAACUGGUACAUCAGGGAGUCGAGAAAAUGUCCGCGGUAGCAGGGAGAGUCUUCAUAAACCCAAAGAGGGAGCGCGAGGCACUGCCAUUCCUAAAAGCACAAGUAAGAGUCCUGGAACAACAAAGACAAGAAGCGGAGAAGAGAAAAAAGGUGCGGCGAAGAAGUAGAUGCGCCGACAACGACAUCUAAAUCAAAUGAGAAUUCUUUCAGAGUGUGAAAACAAGUUAAGAUGGACAAAGUUAGGUAGUCUUAAAAGUAAAUUGUGUUCGUAAUUCUAGAAAAGUAUUUAAUAAGUCUGCUGUAAGAGUUUGAAGUUAAAUAGUUAUUUUAAUUAAAAGUCGUCUAUACGAGAAUCUACAACGAACACAAAUAUGCAAUCGUUUUAUACCUGUUAAGCAUAACUCUUCGUAAUUGUAACAAGACUAAAAACGGCCAUUUUUUGAAAUUUGCGCUUUUUUUAUACCGUGUAAAGGUCAUACCUGUUUGGAUUGCUCACAGACAGGAAAGCUUUAUAUUGAAUAUUGCAAACCGUAUAAUCAUUGCAUUUGUAACAUAGCCCUUUGGGAACGUAACAGUACACUAAGUUAACAAGUCAUGUUUUUGGACGAUAAUAUUUGUUGAAAAAUUGUAGAGUUUGAAGCUAUUUAAGUAGAAAUUAUUGUCACAUUUGAACUUUUCGUAAGCGCUUUCCGUGUCUGGCGUUGACAAGAGUUGAUGUUCUCAACUCUCUUAGCCUACAUGUUUUUGCGAAAACUAAAUUAAAGCCAUGGACAUUUUGUAGGAGUAAUAAAGGUAAUUUUCUAUGACU